AUGGCACCACAAAUGGCGCAAACGACCAUGGCUCCAGCACCAGCGCAAACGACUUUGGCACCACAAAUGGCGCAAACGACCAUGGCUCCAGCACCAGCGCAAACGACUAUGGCACCACAAAUGGCGCAAACGACCAUAGCUCCAGCACCAGCGCAAACGACUAUGGCACCACAAAUGGCGCAAACGACCAUAGCUCCAGCACCAGCGCAAACGACUAUGAUACCACAAAUGGUGCAAACGACCAUGGCUCCAGAUCUGCCACAGACAACUAUGACUCCACAAAUGGCACAAACAACCAUGGCGCAAACGGCACCAUUGAGCAUCAUAUCUGCAAAUAUGACGAAGAUCAGAGUAAACAGUCAAAACAGUAUGAGUCAAUUGACAGGCGACCUUAACGAUCUCGGUAUUCUCGAGCAGAGUGAAUGUCUUCCGGCUGACAGUCCACCCUUCCAUAAUAUUAUUCAACUACAACUGGAAACUGUGAGCGUCACCAAAAUAUUUGUUUUGAUAAAUGGAACCAGUCUGGUCUGUGACCCAUGGGCAUACAAGAAUCAACACCAAUUGCAAGUGAAGAUCCACACGACAUCAAAUACGGGUGACGAGUCUUCGAUACUUGGUCGUUUCCGCUUCUGCGAGGCACAAUUCUAUCCUGAUGGGGUUCCUGGGGUGUGCACAUACAUUUGUCCAUGUGACACACAUCACUGCGAAUACGUGUUUCUGGACUGGUUUGCACUAACGGAUGUUCCUGACCAAAGUAUAUGUAUGGUUGAAGUAAGGAGUGAUUUACAACUACUUCAGAUCAAAGUAUAAAUUGCAUAUUUAUCAAAUUCCUAGGUACUAGACAAGUAUAUGUGUGGUUGAACUAAUUUGCUAACGAGGAAUAUUUCAGAACAGAGUAUGAUAUACAGUGUGUCUCAAAAAUAUGUUACACUUACAAAAAUUUCAAUAUCUUUCAUAAUUUCGACUUUCCCCUAAAAUAUACUUUGGAUACAAAAAGACAAAUCUUUCUCAAAUAAUUUGACACCAUCAGAUUCAAAAUCUGUCCUU
Messenger RNA from Owenia fusiformis, 1047 nucleotides. NCBI's taxonomy places the organism in Eukaryota, Metazoa, Annelida, Polychaeta, Sabellida, Oweniidae. The record is from the annotation of a GenBank genome assembly.